Molecule: messenger RNA, 520 nt
Organism: Xiphias gladius (swordfish)
Lineage: Eukaryota; Metazoa; Chordata; Actinopteri; Istiophoriformes; Xiphiidae
Product: leukocyte elastase inhibitor-like
Exons: 4
Biological process (GO): negative regulation of endopeptidase activity
Molecular function (GO): serine-type endopeptidase inhibitor activity
Source: RefSeq, a predicted model, not a curated record
CGCUUCCCGGUGAAGUCAGUCUGCUACGGAAAGACUCCUGAUCGCUGCGGGCCUGUGAGGACAUCGGUGUCGGUCAACACAAUGGCCUCAUCAUCAACCCCUAUGUCCAAGGCCAACACCACCUUCUCUCUGGCUCUGCUGAAAACGCUGGGUGAUAACGACAAGACCGCAAAUAUCUUCUACUCGCCCUUUAGCAUCUCUUCAGCCCUGGCCAUGGUGAUGCUGGGGGCCAGAGGCAACACAGCUGCACAGAUGUCAGAGUGUCUGAAAACCAAGGACUGUCAGGAUGAUGUCCACGCCAGCUUCGGCCAGCUGCUGAGGGAGCUCAACAAGGCAGAUGCUCCCUACGCCCUCAGCGUUGCCAACAGACUGUACGGGGAGCAGUCCUACCAGUUUGUUGAGGAUUUCUUGGGACAAACCAGGAAGCACUACAACGCAGAGCUGGAGUCUGUGGACUUCCAAACCGGCUUUGAGGCGACCAGAGUCAACAUCAACAGCUGGGUGGAGAAGCAGACACAAG